AUGGCGGAUUCGGGCAGGUCUUCCGAUAAGUCGCCUCUCAAGACCAGGGCAGUGCGAGCCCAGAGGCCCGUUGGCGCUCCCACAGCAGCGAGGCCCAGCUUUGUCGACGAUGAUUCCGACGACGACGAGUCGAGCGAUCCUACGCCCUUGCCCAGGAGUCAUACUCCAGGUCAUCUUGCCAGCAAGAGCAUCCAGGCCAACCGUCGAAAACCCUCCGACCUUUCAAUACGUCAACGCUCUCAGUCAACAUCACAAGGCGCUUCACAACCCCCUACUUCGUCUGCUUCGAGGCCAGCUACCAAACCACCAGUAUCAAUCGCCAACGGCGCCGGAGAUGGCUCCAGCGACGAUCGUCAUGCUCGACGGCCCACGGCCAUGCGGUCAACGUCGGCAAUAGCCAGUCGCACAACUGCCCAAGUCGCGGCGCGAUAUGGAUCCCAUACCCCUCGUGCAGUGCGAGGAGAAUAUACAGCAUACCCCCCGCUCCCGGAUCCCAGGACGGCGCCCGAUGUCCCCGUGGCCCCGGCUUCCGGCAUGUACUGGUCCAAGGCGCCCGUAUCCGGUGCCCCUCAUACGUGCUUAAGAGCGCAUACCGCCACUAUUACCGGUUCCAACGUCUACGUCUUUGGUGGGUGCGACUCGAGAACGUGUUUCAACGACCUCUAUGUUUUGGACGCGGAUUCCUUCCACUGGUCCGUGCCUCACGUCGUUGGUGACAUACCGGUCCCUCUAAGAGCCAUGACUUGCACCGCCGUAGGGAAGAAGCUCAUUGUGUUUGGCGGAGGUGACGGCCCUGAAUACUACAACGACGUCUAUGUUUUGGAUACAACAAACUUCCGGUGGAGUAAGCCACGGAUUAUCGGUGACAAGAUGCCCUCAAAGCGUAGGGCGCAUACGGCAUGCUUGUACAAGAAUGGCAUUUAUGUAUUUGGCGGCGGAGAUGGCGUACGAGCUCUGAACGAUAUCUGGCGGCUCGAUGUCACAGACGUCAACAAAAUGUCAUGGCGACUAGUAUCUAGCCCUGACAAGACGACCCCAGGGGCCAAGGACUACCGGCCCAAGGCACGGGGCUACCACACGGCCAACAUGGUGGGCAGCAAGCUCAUCAUCUUUGGCGGCUCCGACGGCGGCGAGUGCUUCGACGACGUGUGGGUAUAUGAUGUUGAGACGCACGUAUGGAGAGCCGUUCCUAUACCUGUCGCUUUCCGCCGUCUUUCACAUACUGCCACCAUCGUGGGCUCCUAUCUCUUCGUCAUUGGCGGCCACGAUGGCAACGAGUAUUCCAACGACGUCUUGUUACUGAACCUGGUCACAAUGACCUGGGAUAAGCGGCGUGUUUACGGCAAGGCACCUUCUGGGCGCGGUUACCACGGCACGGCGUUAUACGACAGCCGUCUUAUCGUGAUAGGCGGCUUUGACGGGAGCGAGGUGUUUGGCGAUGUGAUGCUUCUGGAGCUGGCCGUGCAUGCGUAUUACUCGCAGAUCAGCCACUUCACCAUCGAGGUCUAG
This is a messenger RNA of Fusarium keratoplasticum, 1509 nucleotides long. RefSeq lists its product as uncharacterized. NCBI's taxonomy places the organism in Eukaryota, Fungi, Ascomycota, Sordariomycetes, Hypocreales, Nectriaceae. The record is from RefSeq and is a predicted model, not a curated record. The transcript has a single exon. Bases 1 to 1509 code for a protein of 502 amino acids. Gene Ontology annotation, molecular function: protein binding.